Messenger RNA from Penicillium paradoxum, 1422 nucleotides. It is a transcript of the gene erg9, whose product is annotated as bifunctional farnesyl-diphosphate farnesyltransferase/squalene synthase. NCBI's taxonomy places the organism in Eukaryota, Fungi, Ascomycota, Eurotiomycetes, Eurotiales, Aspergillaceae. The transcript has 2 exons. The coding region runs from base 1 to 1422 and encodes 473 amino acids. The record is from RefSeq and is a predicted model, not a curated record. Gene Ontology annotation, molecular function: squalene synthase [NAD(P)H] activity. Gene Ontology annotation, biological process: farnesyl diphosphate metabolic process; ergosterol biosynthetic process. Gene Ontology annotation, cellular component: endoplasmic reticulum membrane.
AUGGGUCUCAUCGGCAAUGCUCUCUACUACUCCUUCCACCCUAUGCAAUUAAGGGCAAUUGUUCAAUGGAAAGUCUGGCACAACCCGCCCCAUGAACGCAACGAGAAGAACGAGACCGAGAAUCAAAAGAUUUGCUUCAAGUUCUUGGACAAGACCAGCCGCAGUUUCAGUGCCGUUAUCAAGGAACUGCAUCCCGAACUGCUGAUCCCCAUCUGCAUCUUCUACUUGGUCCUUCGUGGGCUGGAUACCAUCGAGGAUGACACUUCCAUUCCCCUGGCUACCAAGGAGCCUCUUCUCCGUGGCUUCCAGGAUAUUCUGACACAAGAUGGCUGGACUUUCACCGGAAACCGACCGGAGGAGAAAGACCGCGAGCUGCUGGUUCAGUUCAACCACGUCAUCACCGAGUUCAUGAACAUGAAGCCCGAAUACCAGGCCAUCAUCAAGGAUAUCACCGAAAAGAUGGGCAAUGGCAUGGCUGACUAUGCCGUGAAGGCAGAGAACGACGACGCCAGUGUGAAGACUAAGGAGGAAUACGACCUCUACUGCUACUACGUUGCUGGAUUGGUGGGUGAGGGUCUCACCCGUCUCUUUGUCGAGGCCCAGUUCGGAAACCCAGCCCUGCUGAAGCGACCCAAGUUACACAAGUCGAUGGGUCUCUUCCUUCAAAAGACCAACAUCAUUCGUGACAUUCGCGAGGAUUUCGAUGAUAACCGACGCUUUUGGCCCCAGGAGAUCUGGUCCAAGCAUGUGGAUAACUUUGAGGACCUCUUCAAGCCAGAGCACCUCGAGGCGGCUCUCAACUGCAGUUCGGAGAUGGUUCUCAACGCCCUUGAGCACGCCGAGGAGUGUCUAUUCUACCUGGCCGGUCUACGUGAGCAGAGUGUUUUCAAUUUCUGUGCAAUCCCGCAGUCGAUGGCCAUCGCCACAAUGGAAUUAUGUUUCCGCAACCCCGAUAUUUUCAAGCGCAACAUCAAGAUCACCAAGGGAGAUGCGUGUGACCUCAUGCACAAGUCGACCCAGAACUUGUCUGUUCUGUGCGAUAGUUUCCGAGUGUACACUCGGAGAAUCCACAAGAAGAACACCCCGAAGGAUCCUAAUUUCUUGAAGAUCAGCAUUGUCUGCGGACAAAUUGAAAAGUUCAUUGAGACCAUCUUCCCAACGCAAUCAGCCGAGGCUGCAAACCGCAAGGUCUCUGGCGAGCUCACCGCGGCCGAAUUGCAGAAAAAGAAGGAAGACGCCGAGAACAAGAGUGAUGUCUAUUUCAUGAUGGCUCUCAUGGGCAUUAUCGUCGUCAUCGUUGCCGGUGUUAUGAUCUUCGCUGCCUGGAUGAUGGGCGCCCGGUUCGAUCUUGCUUUCAAGGAAAUCACGUCCGGCAACUUCCGGCCUCCGUCUAAGAGUGCGCUCGAACACCCAGAGCUUUGA